Molecule: messenger RNA, 1446 nt
Organism: Podospora anserina S mat+
Lineage: Eukaryota; Fungi; Ascomycota; Sordariomycetes; Sordariales; Podosporaceae
Exons: 2
Coding region: 1-1446 (481 amino acids)
Source: RefSeq, a predicted model, not a curated record
AUGUCAGUAGGUAUCUACGGUGGUUUCGGCCGUUCAAACUUGCAUGUCUACCGGACAACUCGACCGCUCAACAUCAUCUACUUCGAUGGUCAGUCCGCUACACUGACCGCCCUGGGCACAUUAGACUCUCAGAUAUCGAUUCUUCAAGGCCGUGUCCCACUUUAUCCAGACUACGACCUCAUCUACGAUGAAGACCAACGCGCUCUUGAUCUCUGCGAACUGGUAAAGAAGCUAGGAAUUGAUGGAGUGGUUCGAAUGGACGCCGGUUUUGAAGUCUUGGUGUGCGAUUACCAUGCUUCUCGGCUCCAACCGCUCUUCGUCACCAAUAUCACUGUGCCCGGAAACAUGGAAGAGGACCCAGAAGGUCUUCCACGCGACCCAAAUCGCCAACCACCCAGAGGUUUCGGCAAUGUAUUCUCGGAGCAGGGCUCAUAUGAGUGGCUCCGUAGUGCGUCGUGGCAUUAUGGUCGGGAAGGCGGCCUGGCAGAAAACCGAGUCCAGCUGGACAUCUGCCGCAUGGUCUCCUUUUAUGACCCAGAACUUACGAGUCUUGCAAAAUCGCACCACGGGAGGCUUGUUGGUAACUACAGCUUUGUCAACGGAUGGGGGUUUAGAAAAGGACACCGACUUCUCGACAUACAACCAGAUGAUGUGAACCGCGUGCGCUCAUGGUUGCAGACCAUCACAUCAUCUACUACUUCAAAGGAGAACAGGUGUUCGGGCAUAAAUUGGCAAGCCAUUUUCACCACCAUCCACGCACAACACGGCACCCGGGCCCGUGAGAUUGGCGCAGCGUUUGAGUGGAAAUCAGGAACCGAGGCCGAGCGGAAAGCGAUUAUUACCAAGGUCCAUGAGCUUACACAUGCGAUCCUGGCCCCGUAUCUCGAGUACAUAGUCUCCGAUUCGGACAAGUCCCUGACGCCGAGAGAGCAGACUAUUGCCCGGUGUUCUACAGUGUACACGGCGGGCAUGGACUUGACGACCUUGGGUCGGUCGGAGGUCCUUCUAUAUCACUCACUCAACAUUGUCACCGAGAGGCUUUGUACAUGGGAAUGGGACCUCUUCGAGUGGAGUGAGAAACACACUACAAACUACUGGGGUGAUCAGCCUGGCGAUGCUAAGAUCUCGGCUUGGCUCAACGAUGAAGAAGUAGCACGAUACAGACAGCUCAGCGAAGACACUCUGUCAUUGAUCGGGUGGGAUCUCUGGACAAAGUGUGACAGACAGUGCAUGUUCGAUGAGAUCUGUGCAAUCCCGACCUGGCCAGUUGUCUAUGCUCCGGGUUUGCCACAGGGCGGAAUUUACUCUGCCCACCCUCCGAAGCUUUCAGAAGACGAGAUGCUUGACUUUUGGAGACCAAAAUGCAUCAAUCGAGCAGACUUUGAUCGCGGGGGCGGACGUGGAAGGGACCCAAUCCAUCAGUUUCCCGAUGUCCCGCCGUACUAA